This is a messenger RNA of Lycium ferocissimum, 1738 nucleotides long. Its product is annotated as glucan endo-1,3-beta-glucosidase 12. NCBI's taxonomy places the organism in Eukaryota, Viridiplantae, Streptophyta, Magnoliopsida, Solanales, Solanaceae. The transcript has 3 exons. Gene Ontology annotation, cellular component: plasma membrane. Gene Ontology annotation, biological process: carbohydrate metabolic process. Gene Ontology annotation, molecular function: hydrolase activity, hydrolyzing O-glycosyl compounds. The record is from RefSeq and is a predicted model, not a curated record. Bases 96 to 1505 code for a protein of 469 amino acids.
AUACAUACACUCCCCCCUAAUAUCUUGGUCUGCAUUAUACUCAAAGCAACACACACUUUCAUGCUCUCUGUUCCUUCUCCAAGCAAAAAUAGAGCAUGGAAAAACUCACCAUUUGUCUUCUCUUUCUCUUUUCCCUUUCCCUUUUCUCCUCCAUUGCAGAUGGUGGUUCAAUUGGUGUAAACUAUGGUCGUGUAGCUAACAACUUACCAUCAGCAUCCAAAGUUAUAGCACUACUAAAAUCUCAAGGCGUAGAACGGGUCAAGGUUUACGAUACUGACCCGGCUGUGCUUAAAGCACUUUCCGGGUCGGGUAUUAAAGUUACUGUAGACCUUCCUAACGAGCUCCUUUACAAUGCAGCUAAACGUCAAUCUUUUGCUUACUCAUGGGUCCAAAAAAAUGUAGCUGCUUACUAUCCUUCUACCCUAAUCGAAUCGAUAGCCGUUGGAAACGAAGUUUUCGUUGACCCGCAUAACACGACCCGUUUUCUUGUACUCGCUAUGAAGAAUGUACAUCAAGCUCUAGUUAAGUACAAUUUCCAUGACAAAAUAAAAGUGUCAUCACCCAUUGCACUUAGUGCAUUGCAAAACUCUUACCCUUCUUCAGCCGGGUCAUUCCGACCCGAAUUAAUCGAACCCGUAAUUAAACCCAUGUUGGAUUUCCUACGUCAAACUGGUUCUUACCUUAUGGUUAACUGUUACCCUUUUUUUGCAUACGAGUCAAACUCUGACGUCAUCCCUCUUGACUACGCUUUAUUCCAUGAAAACCCUGGUGUUGUUGACGCUGGUAACGGACUCCGUUACUUUAGCUUAUUUGACGCUCAAAUUGACGCCGUUAACGCUGCAUUGUCGGGUUUGAAGUACGAUGAUAUUAAAACGGUCGUAACGGAAACUGGUUGGCCGUCAAAAGGAGAUGAAACCGAAAUAGGUGCCAGCGUGGACAAUGCAGCCUCGUACAACGGUAACCUUGUAAAAAGAAUCUUAACCGGUGGUGGGACACCAUUAAGACCUAAAGAAGAACUUACUGUCUUCCUCUUUGCUAUUUUCAACGAGAACAAAAAACCGGGUCCAACAUCGGAGCGUAAUUUCGGGUUGUUUUACCCGAAUGAGGAAAAAGUUUAUGACAUACCGUUGACUAUGGAGGGUUUAAAGCAUUAUGUUGACCGGCCACCGGUUGCCGGAAAUCGAAGAAUGAAGAAGGGUAAAAAGGGAAAUGUGACAGCGCGUGGCGGACAAACAUGGUGUGUGGCGAGUGGUGAAUCGGGAAAAGAUAAUUUACAAGCGGCUUUAGAUUAUGCUUGUGGUGAGGGUGGAGCUGAUUGCCGUUCGAUUCAACCAGGGUCCACGUGUUAUAAUCCUAACACGUUAGAAGCGCAUGCGUCGUUUGCUUUCAAUAGUUAUUAUCAAAAAAAUGGACGUGCGAUGGGGUCGUGUUAUUUUGGCGGGGCCGCGUUUAUUGUUCAUCAACAACCUAAGUAUGGAAGCUGUGAAUUACCUACUGAAGAUUGAGAAGGAACUAGAUGGGGAUAGACUGCAUUUUGAUUGCAGCAGCCAGCUCUAAUUUAUUGUAGCUCCUUUCAGUUCAGACUAAUCAUUUUUUUUGUAACUUUAAUCUUUUUAGUUGGCUCUGGUCGAGGAAAGCGAUGGCUUUGUUCUAGUUGUUGCUUUCCUUUUUGUAAUUGUGUUGACAUGACCUUACUACUAGUAUAUGUUGCUAUAUAUUUGGCUUUUUCAUUCACAAA